AUGACCAAGAAACCCCUCUUCCUCAUAGCAUCCUCCCUAACCCUAAUCAUAAUCAUCCUCACCACUCUAUCCACAGCCAACAACAGCUUCCCACUCCGAAAACGUCUCCCCCGUCCCUUCGUCUCCGCACCACACCUCCGUCACGACCUCCACCUCCAAGACACCACCAACAACAACAAUCCCUACCUCUCCGAAAUCAAAGAGUGGCUAUCCCAACAGCUACCCACCAACAACAACAAAAUGGGCAGCAAAUCCUCCUCACACGAAAACCCCAUCAUCUCCGACGUCCUGCCCAAGAACCGUCUCAUCAACGUCUACGCCUCGCUCACCCGGCAAUUCGACAGUGUAGAAUCCCGCUUCAAUGAUCCCUCAAGCAACGUGACGGUCCUGGCACCGCGGAACAGCGCGAUCCAGAACCUGCCGCGCAAGCCGUGGGAGAAUCCUGAGGAUUAUGAGCGGUUUGGGCAGGCUGGGGCGUAUGAGGGUGAUGAGGGGCAGGAUCGGGCUAGGAAGAAUUUGGAGAGGUUUGUGAAGGCGCAUGUUGUUGUGGGGAGUCCUUGGGGAGAGGGUGAUGAGGGGGUUACCCUUGCUGGGGAGAAGGUAACGUGGAAUAAAGGGGAGGGUGGGAAGAUUUAUAUUCAACCGGGGAAUGUGGAGGUGGAUAGUGUUGCUGAGAAGGUGUCGAAUGGGGAAUUGUGGAUUUUGAAUGGGGUCGUUAAUUAUACUUAG
Aspergillus luchuensis is the source of this 729-nucleotide messenger RNA. RefSeq lists its product as uncharacterized. The transcript has 2 exons. Bases 1 to 729 code for a protein of 242 amino acids. The record is from RefSeq and is a predicted model, not a curated record. NCBI's taxonomy places the organism in Eukaryota, Fungi, Ascomycota, Eurotiomycetes, Eurotiales, Aspergillaceae.